This is a messenger RNA of Lolium perenne, 2054 nucleotides long. Its product is annotated as phospholipase A1-Ibeta2, chloroplastic. Gene Ontology annotation, biological process: lipid metabolic process. The record is from RefSeq and is a predicted model, not a curated record. Lineage: Eukaryota; Viridiplantae; Streptophyta; Magnoliopsida; Poales; Poaceae. Gene Ontology annotation, molecular function: glycerophospholipase activity.
GCAUGCCAACUUGCAACCAACCACUGGAUUCAUUAAUUUCAUAAUUGACCCUUCGCCUCCGGUCGCUCCACUCUUCUUCCCGUCCCGAUAUAUAGCCCCCGCCACACCCAGCCACUGGUGUGUCCGUCAUCACCUUCAUACGAUCUGCAGACGAGCUCCGAUCACACGCUUACGUGCGAGCAGCUGGUAAAUCUCUUCGCUUCUGUGAUUUGCUACCUUACCAACCUACAGACCGAGCACGCCGAUGUCAAUCGCCGCGGCCGUGACGGGGACCGCCACAGCGGCGGUGCACGUCGCGCAGCGCCACGCCUCUCCGGCGCGCACCACGGCGCCUCGCCGCGAGCAGUCGCCGCUCAACCCCAACUCGCAGGCCCUCCGCGCGGCGGGCCAACCCAGCGGGUCCUCCGCCUCCCCCACGGAUAGCGUGAGGACUCACAUCGCCAAUCUUGACCGGGUCCUCGGGAAGCCGCCGACGGUGCCGAGGCCGACAGGCAGCCACACCCACGCGGCGGCGACCAAGGAGCCGCAGGCCGGGAGCCGCGACCAGGAGCCGCUCAACGUCCGGCACGGCCUGCUCAACGCGCUCAACCUGUCCUUCUUCGUGCCCAUGCCCGGGAUGCGGGCGCGCACCGCCGCCGACGAGCACAUGUCCCCGCGCAGCCUCAUGCACAUGCAGCAGCUGCUGUCGGCCGACUCCCCGCGCGCGUCCCCGCGGAGCACCAUCGGCCCGCGCUGGCGCGCCCUCCACGGCGAGGGCGGCUGGGCGGGGCUCCUCGACCCGCUCGACUCCGACCUCCGCCGCGAGCUGCUCCGCUACGGCGACUUCGUGCAGGCGGCGUACCAGGCCUUCCAGUCGCUGCCCACCGCCUCGGCCAGGCACCGGGGCCUCAUGCUCCCGGACCGCUCCUACCGCCCCACCCGCAGCCUCUUCGCCACCUCCGCGCUCUCCAUGCCCACCUGGGCCAGGCGCCCCAACACGCCCGAGUGGCUCACGCAGCAGUCCAACUGGAUCGGCUACGUCGCCGUGUGCGAGUCCGAGCGGGAGGUCCAGCGCAUGGGCCGCCGGGACAUCGCCAUCGUCCUGCGCGGCACCAUCACCUGCCCCGAGUGGGCCGAGAACCUGCGCGCCACGCUCGUGCCCCUCGACGACGGAGAGACCACCGCCACCACCCACGCCGCCGGAGCGGAGCAGCCCAAGGUGGCGCGCGGGUUCCGGAGCCUCUACAAGACGGCCGGGGAGAAGGUGAGGAGCCUGUCGGAGGACGUCAUGGACGAGGUGCGGCGCCUCAUGGAGAAGUACAAGGGCGAGGAGCUCAGCAUAACGGUCGUCGGCCACAGCCUCGGCGGCGCGCUGGCGCUGCUCGUGGCCGACGAGAUCGCCACCACCAUCCCCGACGCCCCGCAGGUCGCCGUCGUCUCCUUCGGCGGGCCCAAGGUGGGCAACGCCGCGUUCGUCGAGAAGCUCAAGGCCAGUGGCAAGGUCAACGUCCUGCGCAUCGUCAACGCCGGCGACAUGGUCACCAAGGUGCCCGGGGUGGCGCCGCGGCUGCCGCUCAGCAGGGAGCAUUACCAGCACGCGGGCGCGGAGCUGUGCAUCGACAGCAAGAACUCGCCGUGCCUACGCCCCGACGUCGGCCCGGCCAGCCGCCACGACCUGGAGGCCUACCUCCACCUCAUCGACGGCUUCACGGCGACGGGGAGCCCCUUCCGGUACGACGCCCGCCGCAGUGUCAUACGCCUGCUGCAGCUGCAGAGGGGCAACGUCAAGAAGGAGUACGUCAAGCGCGCCAGGGAACUCGGCGUCGACCCCGCCGCGCCGGCCGAUGUCGGCCGGAGCAUGGCGUAUGGUAACUGCGCCGUCGCCAGCCCGUCAUGAUGAACGAAAUCAUCGCGCAGUAAAUUUUUGGACAAGAAAUUCUUUGGUUAGUCGCGGGCGUCGGUUCGAGAAAAAAAUAUCUAUUCGAUUUUUUUCUGUUCCGAUGCAUGUACAGGAAGAAAAUCAUGGAAGCAUGACUAUAAUUGAACAAGCGAAAGCUUGAGUGUUUUGACCACAA